UAUUCAGAACCAUAGAUAAAUUUCUGUGUUUACCCGCAAUAAAUAUAUAUUUUCCAUGCGACAUCAUAACAUUGUUUUGUGCGAGAAUAUUUAUUGUGUUUUAAAUAAAUUUACGGAUAAUUACAAUUUCUAUUCGUUAUUUUAUUUAAUGUGAUAGUAGAAUUUGGUGUUUCGAUAUAUUUACCUUCUGAAGUUUCAAUGGUGGCUACGUGGAUAAAUCAAAAUGCAAAGUGUGUUGACGCUCCACCCUCGCGGUGACAUGACGAGCUCGUGGUGGGCGGCUGCGGCAGCUAUGGCCGCGGUGACUUUCUUCACGGUCGGUGGGAACGCUGCUGUGCUGGUGGCGCUGAAGAGAGUUAAUCGCGCCCCAGCACACUAUCCCUUGGCGAGCUUAGCGACCGCAGACUUGCUUCUCGGUCUACUAGUGCUGCCAAUAGCAGCCGCCAGGGAAUUGUUCGUCUUUCAUUUGAACUGGGCAAUAUGUUCCUGUUGGAGCACCUUGGAUGUCCUAUGCUGCACCGCCUCUAUCCUCUCCAUCUGCACCCUAGGGUGGGAGAGAUUCUGCGGCAUCACCGCUCCGUUAGCUCGUGCACAGAGAGCAAAGACCGCUAGACUCUUGGCUGCACUGAUCUGGCCCGUGGCGACAACAAUCGCUAUACCGACUGCCUUCAUUCCUUCGCCGAAGCAUUUUCUACCUGGAGAAAUAGCUAAGGCUUGUACUGUUAACACUAAUUCUAGUUACGUAUUCGUCAGUAUUUUCUUUUCGUUUUAUCUUCCCGCAAGUGUGAUGGUUGUUCUUUAUGCCCGGAUACUGCGAGCUCUGGCGGCACCGCCCUCAAUCAGGUUCCAUCGUGGCCAGGUCACAAACAAUGUUGAAAAAGUCAUCCCCGAUGCUGUCGUGGUAAAUGUGGACAGCGUUACUCCUGCAGAUGAAUCACAAGAGAAUCAUAAAGUACCCAAGAGCAUAGUGGUACCACCUUCUCCAAAAACCGGCCAUUUCAUGAUACCCUCGUCGGAAACGGUACGUGCCAUAACUUCUCCUUUAAAGAGACUCAAAUUUCCGGUCGCGGGUAUAAUAUCGCGCCAACGUCGUGCCACCCGGACCAUCGUGAUGCUGAUGUCACUGUUCCUACUGUGCUGGACGCCGUUCUUCGUGAUGCUUCCCGUAGAUUCUAUAUGCGAGUGCGUCAGAGAUGCCGCGUGGUUGUGGUGCACUUGGCUUGGGUACACGAACUCGGCUCUCAAUCCGCUGGUCUACGCGGCCUCCUCCCCGGCGGUCAGUCGGGCCCUCCACGCCUCCCUCACCACCACUACAUGCACCAGAACUACGGAUGUUACUCGUACUCCUUUACCGAGAAGAACAUGACAAAAUGGCGGCUAUCAUCCCAAAAUGGCGGCGAACAACACGACGGCCGACGCGAACAUCGAUUGGCGGGAAACCGUCGCGCCACUAAAGUCCCGCGCGUCAGGAGAACAGGUUUUGCAAGUGCACCGCCCGUUCAAACAAUAACCGGGUUCGUCUUCCUCAGAAACGCAUUCCUGUUUAAUAAAAAAAUAUAAUUGAAUGUUUAAUAAAGAAAUGAGUUUUUAGUUGAA
Molecule: messenger RNA, 1596 nt
Organism: Bombyx mori (domestic silkworm)
Lineage: Eukaryota; Metazoa; Arthropoda; Insecta; Lepidoptera; Bombycidae
Product: octopamine receptor 2
Exons: 9
Coding region: 224-1366 (380 amino acids)
Biological process (GO): chemical synaptic transmission; G protein-coupled receptor signaling pathway, coupled to cyclic nucleotide second messenger
Cellular component (GO): dendrite; plasma membrane
Molecular function (GO): G protein-coupled serotonin receptor activity; neurotransmitter receptor activity
Source: RefSeq, a predicted model, not a curated record